AUGUGCACAUCAGGGACCUGCAGACUCCCGGAAGACGGCCAUGGUCGAUGUCGAGUCAAGAAUGCCUCUUUGAAACGCAGCUCGGAUGCAGCACCUCAGUUGUGCAAGGAGGUGAAGUCAAUCCUGAGACAGAGCAGGGUCGCCAGGCAAGGAAGUCGUCCAGGAUUAGCGUCAGUAGUUUGGCGACGCCUAAAGAUGCUGAGAUGUUGUCCACGCCGCUUAUGGAGCGAAGGCCGCGUGAAAUUCCGCGGCUCCGUGCGCGUGCUGUCCUUUCCGCGGACAUUGGGCGGGAGCGACGCUGUGCCCACGGACGGUUCCACGGUGGCACUUGGACUGGGACAUGUUCCGAAGGAGAGCCAGGUCAAACUGGCCCGUUGUUCUCGCAAUAGCGAUCAGAUCUCGUGGAUGCCCACGGAGAUGCGCGAGCGCGUCUUGAUGGAAUGCAUGGGAAAAGAGAACUAUGAAAAGGUUCAAGAGAUAGAGCUCCCAGAGAUGACGGAGUUGCAAGCACAACGGAAGAGCUCAGUUGAGGACUUGCGCUGCCAUGCAGACAGGGGUGAGCUUGUGGAUUUGUUGUCCAUGGCGAAACGCAAGAGGGAGGAGACACCGGAGCCCAAAGAGGUGCCAGAUGACGAAGAUGAGGAAUCGGAAGAGGAAUCGGAAGAGGAGCUUGAGGACGAGGAAGACAGUGGCGAGUUGGACAUCACAGUGGAUGAUGAUGGACGUAUAUGCAGCCCAGAAGGCCAGCUGACCCAGUCGAUUGUAUUGGAGCCUCCAGUGCGGGUGUUUGAUGAUGUGCUGCCUGCCGAACACCUCGAAGCUCUGAAGGAAUGCUGUCGAAGCUGUUUCCAGGCCAAGCCAAGCCAAGGGCGAUACAGCUCUGGAAAGACCUUCUGGUCCGACUGGAACCAAAGCCCUAGAUGUGAAUUGGAGGCUUUGGCGCUUGCCAUUUUACGGCGCCACUGUCCCGAGCCAGCUGCGCCAGCUGGAGUUGAGUGGUGGACCCUCUGCUUAGACGAGAGCUCCGAAGUCGCAUGGCAUUGGGAUCGCGAUUACACACUGGAGAGCUCCGGGGUGAAUAUCCAUCCGAUGCUUGGUACCGUGACCUAUCUAUCUCAAGGAGAAGAAAAACAUCCACAAUUGAGCACCUGGACCUUGGACGUGCUCUCCUCCGUCCAGCGCACUGGGCAGGACGUGCUGCUGCCGCGCCAAAGUGCGGCUGGCAACGCUUGGUGCACCGUGGUGCCACCGAGGGUGGGUCGGCACUUGGCCUUCGACGGCCGCUUCCUCCACGGGGCCUUUGAUGCCGCCCCGAGGUCUGCCGUGGUGACCAGUGAGAGGGUGACCUUCUUGGCAAAUGUGUGGGUAGGUCACCAACCAGGCAACGCUUCGCCAUUACCUGUGGAAUUGCAGAGCUUCUCUGCGCAGGGCCCAGAAUCUCUGCGCAGUGUUGAGAAGGCGCUGAUUUCUCCUGCGCCGCCGAGGGAACCUAAGGUGGUGGAGGCGGAUGAAGAGUUGCGCAGCUUCAAACUGGAGGGUGGGCGACUUCAGAUUGCCCCACCGAAAUCUGCAGGUGGGCUGCGGACCGGACUCCACAGAGGUCUGUUGCCACUUGACGCGAGCGACCUGGACUCCGGCUGCGAAGCAAAAGAGUCCUGGCGCGUGGAUAACAAAAACAUCACGUUGAUGCCACAGUCCAUUGAGGAGGCCUGCAAACGGGCGCGCAAGCUGACUGAUGAGGUGGCGGCCUACGGAACGGAGUUGCAGCGCGUUGCCGCGUUGAGGCGUCUCGGUGAGGCACCGUCACCUGUGCGACCAGGCUCGCAGACGCAUCGUUCCGUGCCCUUUGCCCAGGCCAAAUCGGCUGCGAGGAAAGUGGUGGCAAAGCUUGCAGGGCUCCUCAGAUGGGGAGCUCAAGGAGGUGACAGAAAGUGUAAAGCUCCAGCUGAAGGAGGAAGUUUCUUCAGAGAAAGAUGUGGUGGUUUGCUCUCCAGCGAGGUGUCUCGUGGCGGUUUGCUGGUUGCGCAACUGCAAGCAGUCGCUCGGGUUGGACAGCUCAGCGACACAGCCUACGCGGUGGAUAUGGUCCAAAAGGAACUCGGAAAUCACGAACGCGAAAUGGCGUUGCUGCGACAGGAACGCGAAAGCCUUCAGGUGGCAAUGGGGGCCCCAGCGCAUCGCGGCCAGGGCAAGCUUGCUGCGGCCGCCAACAACUCCAUCCCCAGCUCACCUGGCGGGAUGAGCCCAGUGGCGAAUCGUGUCAGUGGAGUGGGACGCCAGCCGUGGAAUCUGCGAGCCCUGGUCAAGGACUGUCAGUCUGGAUCAUUGGCGUUGUGCUACCUCAACUACGGCGAGGCUCCUCCUGUCUAUCAUACCAGGUUGGUCUUGGGACAUGUCCAAAACCAUGAAUACUUCAUCCGAACCCCGGAUGGGGAUGAAUACAUUGAACAUUUGGAUGGCUCCAACACUGACCUCACCCAAUUCUUUGUCGGGCCAGAUGAUGGUUCUCUCCCCGUGGGAGUUCCGGCGGCACAGGUCUAUGCCUUCCAACCCAUGACUGUGGCAGAGCUAAAUCGCAUCUUGGCCUCCGGCCGACAGUUGGUCGCUGCCGAGUUGCGAGCCCGAGGCUUGGCAGACCCUCACGCACCUCAAGCAGUGGGACAAAUGGUUUGGGUCAUGGCUGAGGCAAUCCCUGGCAAGAAAAUAGGCGAGGUUGUGAACCCUCCGGCGAACCACCCUCGUCUUGGGCAGUAUGGAUUGAUGGAAGUCGCAGAUGACAAUGGCUCCACACGUCCUGUACUUAUCCAUCAGCUCUGCGUGGACGAGGUGGGUAAAUUCUGUGAGGACCGGAUUGGCUUGGCCAGAGCCAGUGAAGCAGUUGAGGGAGAAGAUAGGUCAGCUGGGGAAGAUGUGCGUACAAUGGAGGUCAAGUAUGCCUUCAAUGGCGAAAGGCAUCGAAGCUUCAGAGACAGCGUUGCCGAGAUGCAGCAGGUGGAGUUCGAUGACUUUCCGCUGGCUCCAAGGACAUCCUUGGCAUAUUUGAAAGCUGUGUCCAUGGUGGCGGAGUCUGCUUUUGGGCAGCACCUGUCCUGGGUGGCACAGAGUAGGAUCCCUGAAGGUGACCGCGCCGUGCACGAGAACGAGAUUCUGUCACGUGCAUUGGACUUGGCGAUAUCGUAUGACGCCCUCAAUAUCUCCAACCUGGCCUCCUUCGAACUGAUCAUCCGAAGAAAACAAUUGUUGGCCGAAGCCCAUGCUUACAAUCCUGGGGCCCCGUCGUAUGAAGGGGCCGACCACUACCUCGGCACCACAUACCGCCCAGGUGGAGGUAUCAUCGUCCCAGAGCUCCAGAAGCACGUCUCAGAGAAGAUGCACCAGGAAAGCCAGAUCUUGAAAGAAAAACGCAAGCAAGCCGAGCUCAAAGGCAAUGGAAAAGGGAAGAACAAGAACCAGCCUCCGCCUCCAAAACCCGAGCCAAAGGGGGGAGUGUGCCGGGCUUCUGCCAGACGGUUUCAACGCCGUGAGCACAUCCGAAAGCGUGUGAACAUGGCCAUUCAUGCGUUGAAUUCACUAUUUUUUGGUCGAGUUUGUCCAGAGGCGGGUGAGAUUGGCAACCUUUCUUCUCUGCCUCUGUGCCAGCGUGAGUGCAUCAGAGGCUUGGUGCAGAGAAUCCAGGCUUUCGGUGCUCCUCCCUCGACUGCAAGCCGCCAAGGAGCCCUUGCGGUGCUCCGGGCAGCCAGCAACGGAUACCAAGAGCCGGAAGCUGGCGUUGGAGAAGUCGUAGACUUUGUCCUGGAUCAGCUCUCACUUCCAUCUGGACGGGUGGCUGGGGUGGACCUUGAAUCCUCUCUGGAUGGCCCUCUUCAGACUAUGGUUGCAGAUUUCGAAAACUGGAUGUUGCAAGAUGCGUCAGCAUGGAGUGAUUUGGCAGAAGAGGACUGUUUCUAUGCAGCACGUAUUUCGAGCGAGAUGUCAAAUUUCUUUUGCCUGGUCUCCGAUAUCAACCUAUUUGAAGCUAGAUCGAGCGUCGUGGCGAUGCCCUACUGCGACAACCUGCACAGUUUGUCGCUCAGUGCAGAGGCGUGUCAAGCGGGUAAGGCUUCGAUGGCAGCAGAUCUCUCAGACAUGGGGUUUAGCUUGCAUGAAGAAGUCGAUGCUACAGACUACUUUCCUACGAUCGUUGGCGCUUUCGUCAUCUUGGCCCAGAAGACUGGAAGCCUAGAGAGCGACUGGCAGGGGCUUUCACUGUCCGAGCGCGGUGGAUUCGCUCAGAGGCAAAUGUCGCGGACGGGCCCUCUAGGGGCCAGAUCCGUCCGGGUCCUUUCCUUGGCAUCCCAUCAGAUCAGAAGCCAAGACCCGAAAGCAAAGGGAUCUCUGAUCAGAAAGGCAGCCGACGUUGUGAAGAAGAGUUCUCGAGUGUUGAGGGCGCCCCUGCUUUCACCUCCAGUGAAGCCAUCCUCGAACAAGAGGAGUUUGGCGGGCAACCGUGCGUCGGCUCCCAAGAGCUACAAGGCCCAGAGGACCUUGAGCCGCACCCAGGAAGUGGCUUUGGAGGUGGACAACCUAGCAAAGGCCAACAGGCUCACGACCCUGGAGCGGAGGUCGGUCAGCCGAGCCAUCGAGACACAGUAUGCCAGCUACUACCGGAGAUUCGCGAGUUUUUGCAGGGAGAACAGCCUAGACCCACCACCAAGUCCACUAACGGACGGCCAUCUUGCAGAGUACAUGGACAUCAUGUUUGCCGAGGGCAAAGGCAUGAACGAGGGAGAGAAGACCCUUGCCAGCGUGGAGUACCACCACUCCUCCCUGAAAGGAAAAAUGUUAAGGUCAAGAAAGGCUUUGAAAGGUUGGCGAAAAGAGAUGCCACCCGCAUCUCGGCUCCCUUUGCCAAAGGUGAUAGCAUAUGGCAUGAGCAUGGCCCUCCUCGCGAAACAGAAGAAGGGGAUGGCGCUAAAGCUCAUAGCCGACUUCGACACCUACAUGAGGCCCGGAGAGAGCCAAGAUUUGAAGGUCAGCAGCUUGGUGGCUCCAGUGAAGAAAGCUGGCCCACAGUACCGCUGGUUCAGUGUGGUGGUGCGGCCUUUCGACGACCUGAGACCAGACAAGGUGGGGGUGUUCGACAACAGCAUCCCAUUCAACUCCAAGGGCAGAGAGUGGAUAGGAGAGAUGAUGCAAGCCCACGUGAAGAAGCUGAAGAAGAAAAAGUCCGACCUCAUCUACGACUUCACGGCCGAGGAGUACCGGAAGGAAUUCCAGAAGGCUGGUCAGAUGAUGGGGCUGGAAGGUUUGCAUCCAUAUCAGCUCCGGCACGGGGGCGCUGCAGAAGACCUCAAUUCCAAGGCCAGAGAUUAUCCAAGUGUAAAGGCAAGAGGCAGAUGGCAGACAGAUGCCAGUGUGCGAAGAUACACAAAGGUGGGCAAGGUGCAGCAGCUGUUGAACCAGUUGUCAAAAAGACACGUGGAGUUCUGUCUCUGGUCAGUUCGCAACCUGGAGAAGGUGUUUCGGGAUCAAGUUCUUCCCCGAAGCCCGCUGAACUGAGCCGUAACUUCAAUGUGUUCAAAAACAAUACUUUGCCUCACAAAUUUUGCCUUGAAGUGUUUGCUGGUACAGCACGUAUCACAACCUCCUUGAAUGCACGUUCACUCC
This is a messenger RNA of Cladocopium goreaui, 5646 nucleotides long. Lineage: Eukaryota; Dinophyceae; Suessiales; Symbiodiniaceae. The record is from the annotation of a GenBank genome assembly.